Molecule: messenger RNA, 1886 nt
Organism: Neltuma alba
Lineage: Eukaryota; Viridiplantae; Streptophyta; Magnoliopsida; Fabales; Fabaceae
Product: DEAD-box ATP-dependent RNA helicase 5
Exons: 14
Coding region: 1-1575 (524 amino acids)
Molecular function (GO): RNA helicase activity; nucleic acid binding; ATP binding
Source: RefSeq, a predicted model, not a curated record
AUGAACAGUUUCAGCUUCAACGAGGAAGUUUCGGAGUUUCGGACCUCUCGGCAAUUAAAGCAGAGAAGAAGAAAAAGAAAAGGUAAGCAAAACGACGAUAGUCCCAAAAGAAAGCUCGAGGAAGUUGAGGUCCAGUAUAGCAUAGAACCGAAAACGAAGAAGAGUAAGAAGAACAAGAAGUCGAAGAUAAGCGCAGGGGAAACCUUAGCCGUCGAAACAAAUGACGCCGAGAACGGCGGAGAGGAUGAGUCGGUGAGAGAUGGGCACGUGGUGGUUACUGGAAAGAAUAUUAAGGAUGAGAAGUAUGCGCCCACAAAGACUUUUUGUGCAUCGGGGCUUCCAAAGGAAGUCUUGGAGUGCUGCAAAAGUUUUGAAAAGCCGUCUCCUAUUCAAUCCCGAGCGUGGCCUUUCCUGUUGAAUGGUCGUGAUUUAAUCGGCAUUGCGGCUACUGGUUCAGGAAAAACAUUGGCAUUUGGAAUACCGGCUAUGAUGCAUGUUUUGAGCAAGCGCAAGAGUAAAGCGUCAAAGGGUCGGAAUCCUCUCUGCCUUGUGCUCUCUCCCACUAGGGAGCUGGCUCAACAAAUUUCAGAUGUUAUGUGUGAUGCUGGGAGGUCUUGUGGUGUGGAAUCUGUUUGUUUGUAUGGUGGAACCUCCAAAGGGCCGCAAAUAUCUUCGUUAAAAUCUGGCAUUGACAUUGUCAUCGGAACUCCUGGUCGUAUAAAGGAUCUGAUUGAAAUGGGUGUUUGUUCUUUGAAAGAGGUUUCGUUUGUGGUGCUUGAUGAAGCAGAUCGAAUGCUUGACAUGGGAUUUGAGCAAGCAGUUCGCUCAAUACUGGGUCAGACUUGUUCUGUUCGUCAAAUGGUUAUGUUCAGUGCUACAUGGCCUCUACCAGUCCAUCAAUUAGCUCAAGAGUUUAUGGAUCCUAAUCCUGUGAAAGUUGUUGUAGGAUCAGAGGACUUAGCUGCCAAUCAUGAUGUCAUGCAAAUAGUCGAGGUCUUGGAUGAUCGUUCACGAGAUAAACGCCUGGUUGCUUUGCUUGAAAAGUACCACAAAUCUCAGAGGAAUAGAGUAUUGGUUUUUGUCUUGUACAAAUUGGAAGCCACACGAGUUGAAAAGAUGCUUCAUCAAGGGGGUUGGAAGGUUGUCUCAAUACAUGGGGACAAGGCACAAUAUGAACGCACAAAGGCACUGUCGUUAUUCAAGAAUGGAAGCUGUCCUUUGAUGAUUGCCACUGAUGUGGCUGCACGGGGAUUGGAUAUUCCGGAUGUUGAAGUUGUGAUCAAUUACAGUUUUCCUCUAACUACAGAAGAUUAUGUUCAUAGAAUUGGGAGGACAGGACGAGCUGGGAAGAAAGGCGUUUCCCAUACGUUUUUUACUCAGCAGAAUAAGGGACUUGCUGGGGAGCUAGUGAAUGUUUUAAGAGAAGCAAAUCAAAUUGUGCCUGAUGCCUUGUUGAAGUUUGGCACGCAUGUAAAGAAAAAGGAGUCCAAACUGUACGGAGCUCAUUUCAAGGAGAUUACUGCCGAUGCUCCCAAGUCAAAGAAGAUAACAUUUGACGACUCUGACGAAGACUAAAUGUGCUGGCAAUUUCUUUUCCUUUUUUUUUUGUUAGGUAAAUUCAAUUAUUGAUUCUUGCAAAAGCAAAGAAGAAAACAUGUACUCAUAGAUCAUAGUUUUGCACGCCUAAUAUUAUUACCAUUUAUAUAUGUUUUACUCAGUUCUUUUUUUUUUUAAGAACAGGUUUUAUCCAUGUAAUUUGUCAUUUUCACUUCAUUCCUUUGCUAAGGCGCUAUGCAAUCAGUGUAAGCCUCAAAAUUUACCCAUGUAGCAUUCCUUUAUGUAACAACAUUGUUGUGUUUUCAUUGUGACAACCUUAUGAUACUCAA